AUGUUAAUAAGCAACUUGUAUGUUUUUUUUUGACAACACAACUUGUAUGUUAUUUAAGCCCUAUGGUGCAAAUUUCAACCACCAAUGGCAAUGAUGGAUCGGGAUUAUCCGUCGUAAUUGUCAUAUAAUCAACGUCGGUCAUUAAAAAUUGAUUAGAUGAUUAUGAUUGAUUCAAUAUAGUUUCACACAAUUUUGAUCUUAACCGUUUAUUUCUGAUUGGACGGUCUACAGUAAUUACUGCGUUAACGCUUGUCUAUAAUCCGUUUUUCCAAUUGAUAAGGUUUAGAUUAUUGAAUAUGUCGAAAAUCCCACACGACGAAAAUCCAAAAGAAAGAAUAAGGAACAAUAAAAUUAAGAUACCAUGUUCCAUGUCUUGUUAUAAUCUCACAAAACACAAGAAUUUGAACAAAGUUCUUCUAAUGCUUAGUUAACAAUUUGAACAUUCCAAAGCUUCUUGUUGCAAAAGAAUCUCCGUCUAAGAAGCUUUUAUAAUCAAACUCAAAACACACAAGUUCCUUCCUAAUCCUCAAACAGAAAAAAUGAGCAACCCAAAAACACUUAUAGAAUUUUUUGAAAAGGAAAAGCCUCUUGUACCAUCUUCACCUACUUCAGGAAAUGAAGAAAUUCUCUCAACAGUUUCAUACUGCACCUUUGUUUUCACAUUCACUGACCCUUCAGAAUCUCCUGCACAAAGAGACUCUAAGAGACUUCAACUUUCAAGACUCAUAGCUAUGUUGAAAUCCUCCAAAAAACCAGUGCAUGAAAAAGUUGUAGGACCUUUAGUAUCAAUGAUCAAAGCCAAUCUUUUUAGGCCACUCCCUCCACCUACAAACCCUUCUGCUAUAUCAGAAUUUCUUGAUGAAGAAGAUCCUAUUUCAAUAUUUUCACCUUUAUGGUCACAUCUACAAAUAGUUUAUGAAAUCUUACUUAGGCUUGUUAAUAGCACAGACAGCAAAAUACUUAGAAACUAUAUGGACCAUUCUUUCCUUCUUAAUCUGUUAUCGCUUUUCCAAUCCGAAGAUCCGAGGGAACGCGAGAGUUUGAAAAAUGUGUACCAUAAGAUAUAUUCUAAGUUUGUUUGCGACCGUUCUGCGAUGAGGAAAUCAAUGACUGAUGUUUUGUUGAACUAUGUUUUUGAGACUGAGAAACAUUCUGGUAUUGCUGACUUGCUUGAGAUAUGGGGAACUAUUGUUAAUGGCUUUACCGUGCCACUCAAGGAAGAGCAUAAGUUGUUUCUUAUGAGAGUGUUGAUUCCUUUACAUAAGACUAAAGGGAUGCAAGUUUAUCAUAGACAACUUGCUUAUUGUAUAUCACAGUUUGUGCAGAAGGAGCCUAUGCUUGGAGGUGUUGUUGUAAGGGGAAUUUUGAGAUAUUGGCCUGUUACAAAUUGUCAAAAGGAAAUUUUGUUGAUCGGUGAAUUGGAAGAUCUUGUCGAGAAUUUGGAUCCUGAUCAAUAUCGUAAAUUGGCCUUGCCGAUAUGUACUCAGAUUACAAAAUGCAUCAACAGUUGGAAUUCUCAGGUAGCUGAAAGGGCACUAUAUGUAUGGAACAAUGAGCAGUUCUAUAAAAUGGCAACAACGGGAACAGUAGAAGUACUUCCAGUGAUAGUAGAAGGUGUGGAAAAGAACUUGAAAUUGCAUUGGAGCAAGAGUGUUAGGCAGUUAACAGAAAGUGUGAAGGUGGUGGUGGAAGAUAUUGAUCCAGAUUUAUAUGCAAAAGCUCAAAUGGACAUGAAAGUUAAAGAAUCAGAAGCACAUCAAAAAGAUAUAAAGAGAAAAAAGACAUGGGAAAGAAUUGAAUUGGCAGCUUCUAAGAAUCAGUUUGUGAAUCCACAAAGAUACAUAUGUGUCUCAAACUGAACAUUAAUAAAUUUAAUGCAUGCAACAUACAUGUCAAUCUUCUUAAUCAUAAGCUAUGUUUAAAAGCAUACUUACACAAGAAGUAUUUAUAACUAAGCAUUAAUGAUAAAUAAGUUCUUUCAA
Molecule: messenger RNA, 1982 nt
Organism: Trifolium pratense (red clover)
Lineage: Eukaryota; Viridiplantae; Streptophyta; Magnoliopsida; Fabales; Fabaceae
Product: serine/threonine protein phosphatase 2A 57 kDa regulatory subunit B' beta isoform-like
Exons: 2
Coding region: 540-1859 (439 amino acids)
Biological process (GO): signal transduction
Cellular component (GO): protein phosphatase type 2A complex
Molecular function (GO): protein phosphatase regulator activity
Source: RefSeq, a predicted model, not a curated record